Condylura cristata (star-nosed mole) is the source of this 1368-nucleotide messenger RNA. It is a transcript of the gene LIPI, whose product is annotated as lipase, member I. NCBI's taxonomy places the organism in Eukaryota, Metazoa, Chordata, Mammalia, Eulipotyphla, Talpidae. The transcript is spliced from 10 exons. Gene Ontology annotation, molecular function: lipase activity. Bases 105 to 1226 code for a protein of 373 amino acids. Gene Ontology annotation, biological process: lipid metabolic process. The record is from RefSeq and is a predicted model, not a curated record.
AUCGAAAACCAAACCAGUUUCUAGGAAGUUUCUUGGAUAAUUCACUAAAUACUCAUUUCAACACAAGCAAGAAAACAGUCUGGCUCAUUCAUGGAUACAGACCAAUGGGUUCCAUUCCUUCAUGGCUUCAGAACUUUCUAAGAAUUUUGUUGGAUCAAGAUGAUAUUAAUAUAAUUGUAGUGGACUGGAACAGGGGUGCCACAACUUUUAUUUACAGUAGAGCUGUCAAAAACACCAGAAAAGUUGCUGUAAAAUUGAGUGAAUCCAUUCACAAUCUUUUGAAGCAUGGAGCAUCUCUUGAUAAUUUUCAUUUCAUAGGUGUGAGCUUAGGGGCUCAUAUUAGUGGAUUUGUUGGAAAGAUAUUUCAUGGUCAACUUGGAAGGAUAACAGGUCUUGAUCCUGCUGGACCCAAAUUCUCUGGAAAACCAUCAAAUGAUAGAUUAGAUUAUAGUGAUGCAAAGUUUGUGGAUAUCAUUCAUUCUGAUGUCAAUAGUUUAGGAAUUAAAGAACCUUUGGGACAUAUAGAUUUUUAUCCAAAUGGCGGAAAAAAACAACCUGGCUGCCCUAAAACAAUUUUUUCAGGUAUUGAAUUUAUUAAAUGUGACCACCAGAGAGCAGUUUACUUGUUCAUGGCUGCUCUGGAGACAGACUGCAAGUUUAUCUCAUUUCCAUGUUCUUCAUAUGAAGAUUACAAGAUUGGUUUGUGCAUGGAUUGUGAUGGUUUUAAGAAGAAAUGCCCUAGGCUGGGUUAUCAAGCUGAACUAUGGAAAGAUAUUUUAACAGAAAGAAUAGAAAAAAGGUCUCUUAGGACCUCUGUGUUUUUGGAUACUACAGGCACACAUCCAUUCUGUACCUAUUAUUUUAUUCUCAGUAUAAUGGUUCUGGAUAAAACUAUGAAGGAUGGACAUAUUACAUUUAAAUUAUUAAACCAACUUGGAAUGGUUGAAGAGGCAAGACUCUAUGAGAAGAAUAUAUCAUUUUAUAAACUUAAGGAAGUCAAGAUUCUUGCUCGAUUAUUAAAUGAUGUAAAUAUUUCAAGCAUUGGUUUGACAUAUUUUCAGACCUCAACUCAGCUGUGUUUGACAUGCAAGUAUAGCAUCUAUCGCCUCAUGUUAAAAUCAGUUACAUACCCAGAAAGACCGCCACUUUGCAAUUAUAAUGUUUCCCUUAAAGAAAGUGAAGAAGUAUUUCUCAAUCUGAGCACUUGUAGACCACAGGAAAUAUAAACAGCCUUCUUCCAUCACCUGUAACAAAUUCUUGUGAAUUAAGGAACUUGUAUACUAGAACAAAGCAAUUUCUUUGAGCAUACACUGUUCAAUCUGGAAUUUAGAUAUUUGUACUCAAAUUUUUAAGAAUCAAAGUAGAGGA